Molecule: messenger RNA, 1260 nt
Organism: Tachyglossus aculeatus (Australian echidna)
Lineage: Eukaryota; Metazoa; Chordata; Mammalia; Monotremata; Tachyglossidae
Product: dehydrogenase/reductase SDR family member 4-like
Exons: 10
Coding region: 304-1260 (318 amino acids)
Molecular function (GO): carbonyl reductase (NADPH) activity
Source: RefSeq, a predicted model, not a curated record
CUCUCUCCCCCGGGUCCCCUCCCCAAUCCCCAACACAUAGGGGCCCCGGCCAGCUUUUGGGGGGGAGCCUCGCCUGGUGUGGAGCUGAGGGUCCCGGCUUGGAGACGACUCUUGGCUGUUCCGGGCUGCUACCCACUGGUGCCCUCAAUCCCUCCCGCUGCACCGCAUCACCCGGGUCCAGAAACUGGAUUUGGGAGUCCAGACAGGUUCGAACGGGGACGGCUUCGUUUCCAGCCCUUCGAAGGAGGAAUUUGCAACCACAGGUGGGGAAUUUCAGUGACUCCACUCGACUCUCAGGCCAAAAUGACCAGGUGUUCUCUCCUCACAAGAAUCAACCGGGUGCAGACCAGACGUGGCAGCGGCGGGGACAUGCGCAGGGCUCUGGGCUGGGCCGGGGGACGGCUGCAGCGGCCGGGGGCCCCUGUCUCGGCGAGGAUGUGCCACGGCGGGGGUGGCGGUGACCAAGUGGACAGGAGGGUCCCACUGGCGGGCAGAGUGGCCUUGAUCACGGGCUCCACGGACGGAAUCGGGUUGGCAGUGGCCCGACGGCUGGGCCAGGACGGGGCGCACGUGGUACUGAGCAGCCGCCAGCAGGAGAACGUGGCCCGGGCCGUAGCAGCGCUGCAGGCCGAGGGGCUCAGCGUGUCGGGCACCGUGUGCCACGUCGGGAAGGCCGAGGACCGGGAGCGCCUGGUGGCCAAGGCUCUGGAGCAUUCUGGGGGCGUUGACUUCCUGGUGUGUGUGGCUGGUGUGAACCCCCUUGUCGGGAGCACUUGGGAAGCCAGCGAGCAGAUCUGGGACAAGAUCCUGGAUGUGAACGUGAAGUCUCCCGCCCUGCUGCUGGGCCUGCUGGUGCCACACAUGGAGAAGAGGGGGCCCCCCAACCGUCCCCUCUCACCGCUCAGGAGCAGCGCUGUGGUCCUAGUCUCGUCACUUGCAGCCUACAUUCCGAUCCCGCUCCUGGGCCCCUACAAUAUCAGCAAGACCGCCAUCUUGGGCCUGACCAAGACCCUGGCCCUGGAAUUGGAGCCCAAGGGCAUCCGCGUGAAUUGCCUGGCACCGGGAAUCAUCAAGACCAACUUCAGCCAAGUGCUCUGGAAAAAUGAGAAGAUGUUCAACCAAAUUCAAAACAUUUACCAAUUUUCGAGAACCGGGAAGCCAGAAGACUGUGCGGGCGUCGUGUCCUUCCUUUGCUCUCCGGACGCCAGCUACAUCACCGGAGAGACCAUCGUGGUGGCCGGGUCCUCCCAGAGGCUCUGA